AAGCGCAAGCCGCAACACUGACGCUGAAACAGAGAGAAGCCCCCUUAGACAACUGCAGAAAAAGACCCAUUUCCCAGAAGUGGCGGAAAGGAUAACCGAGGAGAAUGAAGGCUCACUUUCCUUUCCUUUACUUGGCAUGAUCUCUUUCCUUAAAAGAAGAAGAAGAAGAAGAAGAAGCUGAAUGUAAACAGCUUUAUUUCCUUAACUCCCCGGCAGCAGCGUUGCUGUUGAGAAGGGAGCACUGAUCCAUUGGCAGAAGAUCUUGGUCUUCUUGACCUGUAGGGGUCACGUUGGUUAUAACGUCUGCAGGAAAGAAAAGCAUUUUGACAGCUGCAGCGGUUGAACAUCUGGAUCCCCCUUGCAGCAUGGUUGGACAGCUUCUCUUCUUCUUGCUGGCCGUGUCUGGUUCGCCAGCAAGGGUGCUGGAGCCCCGCCAAAGUGUUACCGCAGUGCUUGGCAAAGAUGUAGUUCUACCUUGCUCCUACCAGACCACAGCAGAUGAGGCAGUGGUUCAGGUGACGUGGCUGAAGCGUGGAGACGAUGGGCAGAGUGCGGAGCUUGCUGUUCUGAAUGUGGACCAUGGGGAGCACAUCCAGGAUGCCUACGCAGGACGCCUGUCUUGGCAGUCACAAGGGUCUUUGAAGAACGGCUCCAUUGUGUUGAGGAAUGCAGUGCAGGCCGACGAGGGGAACUACGAGUGCCACCUCAUCACCUUCCCACUGGGCAACUUUGAGUCCCACCUCACCCUCAAAGUCCUAGUGCCCCCGCUGCCAACUCUAAAUCCAGGCCCCCCAUUGGAGGAGGGACAGGGCCGUACUCUGGCUGCCUCGUGCACCGCAGAGGGGAACCCUGUGCCAAUCGUAACCUGGGAGACAGAUGUGGCUGGCAUCACCGAUUUUCGCCAGUCCUCGCAUCCCCGCUCGUCAUCAGUCACCACUGAGUACUACGUGGUCCCCGGGCGGAAGAUGCACGGCAAGCUCCUGACCUGCGUUGUCUCCCACCCAGGACUGCAGCACACGAAACGGAUCACACACAGACUCAAUGUGUCGUAUCUGUCAGAUGCUUCAGUCCUGGGUCAUGAGACAGAGGAGGACUGGGUGGCAGGAACUGAGGGGGCCUCCCUGAAAUGCCUUGUGGAUGGGAACCCUCCACCUACAUAUAACUGGACAAGGCAAGAGAAUGGUCUCCCGAGUGGAGUGAAAAUAAAAGGAGACACGCUGCUGUUCCAGAGACCGCUCAGCACAGAUGAUGGAGGGGUUUACAUCUGCCGUGUAGCCAACGGUUUUGCCACCAAGGAGGCUGCGGCGACCAUCAGCAUAAAAGAGAACCAGGCCAAGCAAGUGGACGUCAUCUCAGUCUCCAUGAUAGGAGCAGGCGCCAUUGCCUUUGUUCUCCUGGGCUUGCUCGUCCUGGUGGUCGUCUUCAUGACCUGCUACCACCGAAGGAAAACCAAACGGAUCACAGAGAAAUAUGAAGAGGAGCUGACUUUAACGCGGGAAAAUUCAAUACGGCGCCUCCAUUCAAGCCACAGCACUGACACGCGAAACCAGAUGGAAGAAAAUCUUCCCUUGAGGUCUGAGAGCCGGCAGGGCAGCUUUCGUGGGGAUAGCUUGUGUCGAGAAAGCCUGCGAGGGGACAGCUUAUGUCGGGAUAGUCGGCAAGGGAGCUUCCGGGCAGAAAGCAUGCGCGAAACCAGCCUGUGCUCAGUCAUGGGAGAGGAUGAGGGAGGACGCAGCUACUCUACUUUGUCAACAGUGCGGGAAAUUGAGACUCAGACUGAGAUGCCGCCGCCGCCACCCACCCCUAUCCAGGAGAACAGGAUGGAGAAGGAGAAGGAAAAGGAGGAGGAGGAAGAGCGGGACGGUGAAAAUAACAUCAAACAGGCCAUGACUCACUUUGUCCAAGAGAAUGGCACCCUCAGAGCUAAACCCACCACCAAUGGCAUCUACAUCAAUGGCCGAGGACACUUGGUGUGACAUUUGUCCUGGCUAAGGAAUUCCGGGAACCGGCAAAGCACUGAACCCUCUUUUCCCAAUUGCCUGCUGGUGUCUCCCCUUGGUAAGGGAGCAAGCAGUCCUUAAGACUGAGGAAAAUCUCCUUCUGAGCCACUCACAAGCCUGCCUGCAACACCAAGACGCUGGGAUUUCUUUGUAGGCCUUAAUGUCCUUUCUCCUUCCCCUUGCCCCAAUCUCUCUCCAAAGCCUUUGCUGCAUUUGGCAGAUCCUCUCCUAUCCUGCGGUGGGAGCAGGAGGACAGAGACAGCCAGUCUCGCAGCAGUGCUGAUGGCUGUCAGAAACCCCCGGGGGAAACUUCUUCACUGACUCCUGCUGGACUCUUACAAUGCCUGGAUGCUGUCCGAAAAGAAAUCCGAACAUUCGAGACAAGCGGUUCUAAGCAAGCUGCCAGGCAGGGGUGCCCCACUUGGUUAUGUUGCAAGGUAGUUUUUCUGGGCUCAGGGAUGGGAACCGUGAAACGUUGGUGUCUUUUUUAACAUUACUAUGAUUAUUAUUUUAUUAUUAGGAAAAUUCCAUAGCUCUCAAUGGUUGUGGACAACAACUAGAAAUCCAGAAGGUGGUUAUAAAAAAAAACUUUAAAGGAAAAGUCUGAUACAUGAGAGAGAGAGACCUGAUUUAAAGUGUUUUUAAGAGCACAGAAAUUAUGAGCAUAAGUCAACUCUCAAGACCGCCCUCUCAGCUAUGAAUCAACUGCUCUUUGAAGGAGAGUCUUCAAUACAGCUUGAUUUUGUGGUGUGGGAAGCCACUGUGGGUAGGAUCCCUGGCUCCCAUAAGUCAGUAUCCUUUCCCAUCCUUAUUCUUAUGUAGAUGACCCUGUGAUGGUGUGUUUCCUCUGCCUGAUGGAAAAACAAGCAUGCCUUAUGGGUUUGAGUGCUAAAGUUUUACAAGCUGUAGCUCCCAUCUUGUAAAUAAAAGUCCAAAUUGGCCCAUGUUGGAGAAGUCAUGCAGCCCUGCUUUUGUGACAGAGAGGGAAGAUUGGUGCCAUCAUGUCAAAUUGGCCAACUAAAGUUCAGAUGUACUGGCAGGGUUUUUGGGGGGGGGGCAUGUAGAUUAAAGAAGGGAAUAGGAAGAGAGUAUGCUGAUACUGGGCAGGGUUUUGGGGUUUUUUGCAUGAAUCUCCAGAGACAAAGGAAAACAACAGAAAUGAAUCCCUGCAUGUAACGCUGAAGGCAAAGGGGAAUUGCUGCAUCUCAGUCCUUUAUAUGAUACAUACAGAACGUUUGAGUUUUUUAUGCUAUGUAUCAUUCCUCUCUCUGUCUCAAGCAGGAUGAUUUUAGAACCAGUUUACAAACCCAGGUAAUCACUUGACUGCGACACACUCGUUAGACUGUAGCUGAAUAUAUGAAAGGACUCCUUUUGAAAAGUUUUUGUGGUGUUUAUGCGGACGUGGGGUGAAGCACAAUGUUGCGGUGGUGCUUGAUCUAUGAUGGUUUAUCUGCUGAUGCAAAGAUCCAUAGGAGCUGCUGCAGUGGGAGCUGCUCGUAUAGGCACCUGCCCCAAAGGAAAGGGUUUGGAGAGACUAUGGCUGCGGGAGAAUAUGUAUUUUGCACAGAGAAGUCAUCGGAUUCUCCAGUUUGAGGUAUCUCCAAAUAAAGGAUAUCAUAGCUGAGAAAGGAUCUUCCAGUCAGACUAGGUACUGAGUUAAGUGGACCAAAGGUACGAGGCAGUUUCAUAGGGUUACUGGGAAGGGGCCAUGGCUCAUGGGUAGCGCAUCUACUUCAAUUGCACAAGCCUCAGUUCCUGGUAUCUGCAGUUAAAGAAGCUCAGGUCCCUGGUGCUUAGGAAAUAUCUUCCACUGCCUGGUGAGCUGGAGAACUGCUCUCAGUCAGAGUGGACGACACUGGGCUAGAUGAACCAACAGUCCAACUUGUUAUGUAGCAGCUUCAUAUGUGUGUGGGACGCUUGAUUUUAAAGGGACGGUAUUGCACACAGGUGCGCACCUGUGGCCUGAUUAUUCAUCUUUCUUCAUUGACUCCAGCUGAAUGUGUGAAGUGCCACCAUUGAAAAUGCCAGGUGCGUGGCAGGGAUAUGAAGUUUGAUCUGUGCAGUUUGGUACUUGAGUUGAUUAAGUCCUUUCGCUGGCAGCUGAUGUUGUGCAAUGGCUAAGACGAGUCAGAAAAUCAGUAGUUUGGAUCUCACCUCUAUAGUGGACUAUCUAGGUGGUCUGAGGCAAGCUUCUCUCUCAGAAAACCUCAACAACAGUAUGGGGAUAAUAAUACUGGCCUACCUUACAGGUGCUGUUGUAAGGAUUACAAGACAAUGUAUGAGGAGUGAUGAAAUGUACGUGUGGACUGUCCAUUAGUCCUUCUCAGUCAAGCUGACCCCCUCCUCAAAUUUCACAGUCCAUUGCAACCAGUCCCGCACAAGAAAUAUUCCACCUCUUAGUUCAAAUGGCUUUUUUACAAAAAUGGUGAGACUUUGAGAGUUGAAAUAGGAUCAAGGCUUAGUACUUGAUAAAGUCUCUCCCCCCCCCCCCAAAAAACUAGGAGACACUGGUUGGUGGUUUCAAGCACAACCUAGGCACUUAGUGAUCAGACCAUGUGGGUGUGUUUAAAAAAAGCCAGCCAUUUCUGCUGGUUCUUAACAAACAGCAUUUCCAGGUGACUUGGGCAAGAGAUCCAUCAAAAGUUUGUAGCAGCUGAUCCUUGCACACUUAAAGGCUCUUUCCAAACGGUUUCCUCAAGUCUUGAGUCAAUUCCCAUGAUGCCCUAGGACUUGUGCUAACAUGAGGUGAUUUUUCCCCCUCAAGAUGGCUGCCAGUUGCAUCACUGGAAGUAUCUGUCUUCUGCUCAUGCUGUCCAAGGAUAGACUUGUUUUGGACAACAUGAGAGCCAAAACUCUCUACGCAAUCCACCUCUGUGGCAUUCCUAUUUAGGCUGUUCUCACACUCCCUCUGGGCCUGCAAGUGUUAGCUAUAUGUAUGUAUUUUUUAAAAAUUUGUUAACAUUUGUCACUAUGCUAUGUUUUAUUUGUGUAUUAUUUGCAGCUAUUCUUGGUAUCCUGAAGGGCAGCUCUUACUUGAAAAGUCAAUGAAAACUGGUGGGGUUUGCCGGGUCUCCUCAUAUGUAGCCUGGUGGGAUAGGGGUGGAGCCUAGCGGGGCGGAGGGUGGCACCUGGCCAAUUACAGGAAGAACCUCACUGUGCCUGGUAGUGCCUGAGGAGGAGGGAUAAACAUAGGGGCUGAGUGAACAGCAAUAGACAUUAUGUCGAGCAGACAAUAUUCUGGGUGCACACUUGGAGAUUUCACUCCUUCCUCUGAGA
Messenger RNA from Eublepharis macularius, 5276 nucleotides. It is a transcript of the gene NECTIN4, whose product is annotated as nectin cell adhesion molecule 4. The transcript is spliced from 9 exons. Lineage: Eukaryota; Metazoa; Chordata; Lepidosauria; Squamata; Eublepharidae. The record is from RefSeq and is a predicted model, not a curated record. Bases 366 to 1976 code for a protein of 536 amino acids. Gene Ontology annotation, cellular component: adherens junction. Gene Ontology annotation, biological process: heterophilic cell-cell adhesion; homophilic cell-cell adhesion.